AAUGGAGUGAGACUCCAUCUCAAAAAAACAAGAAAUCCUUAAAUGCCAGCUACAGUGUGACGUGAAGGUGAGCAAGGGAAAGAGCUAGAGCUAGGGGUGGCAGGCAGAGGAUAGGCAAAGGACAAACAUCUUCACCAAGAUUCACGAUUAGAGAGAAUCAAGUUGGAGAACCUAAAAGAUGUCCAAGGUAAGGAGCAUCACCGAGGUGGGCACCAGAGGACCUUGAGUAGUCACCCACGCAACAGGGACCCUUCCUGGUUUUCAGGUGGCCCAACUUCUUUGGGCAUCUGGCAAAGCCGGCCUCUACCGCACCCAUCCAGGCUCGACCCUCCUGGUCUGGAAAAGCCAGCUUCUCCUUCCAUCUCUCUAUUCUCCUCUGUCUCUCCCCGCUAACGAUGGCAGGACAGGCCCCUUGCCUCCAGAAGUUCUCAGCGUUGGAAGCGACCUGUGCCAAUGGCAUUUCAGGACGGUAGGAGUUUGCUCAUUGGAAGGUGAGGCUGAGAGUCAGAACAUCAAAUAUCCUUUGCUAGGUCAGGCCAGCGCCUCUGAUCCAUCAUGUCAUCGGCCGUCGUUCUUGUCCACCGCAUUCAUUCAUGCAGCUGGUUUUGUUGGGUACUUCGUACGUGCCAAGCGCAAUGUCCUCCGCUCCCACCCUCCGAAACCAACCCUCCCACAGAUGGCUGAUGCUCCGGACGGCUUCUCACGCCCGGCACCGCACAGGGACCCAGGCGUUCCAGCCUCAGCCACUCACAUGUCCCUGGGUCCACGUCCUAAACGUCAUCCCACCUCUGCCUCAUCGCAGACUUCGGCUCUGCCCUCCUCCUCCCACGAUAAUUUGGAAACAAGCCCUUCCUCGUGGUUCUAGACUUAAGUUUUUAAAACCCAGCCUCAUCCCCCCUUAUUAUCCUGGGCAAGGUCUCCCUACGUCUUAUUCCAGACUCCGCAGAAUCUCACCUUGGCUUUGGCCCCAGAGAACCCGGGGUGGGCUGAGUUCUGGCGUUUCACUUGGGCUGUCCUGUGUGUCUUUGCCAGCCUGGGGCCAGACGGUUUAACUCCAGGCGUUUGUAGGAGCGUGUUUCUGGAGGGGGGAGGAAAGGCUUAUAGUCAGAAAUGGCAAAACAGGACAUGAUGUCACUGUUCCCCAUCUCCCGACCAGAGCAGACAUAAGGACCAAUCACGGCAUUUAUUUUUUUUCUCUCUCUCUCACUGAGCCUGAGCUGCUCAGACCCUUUCUGCAGCAGGGACCCCAGGCGGCCACCGUGGAACAGUCGAAGUCCGCGUGAAAGAUGAAACUAACCCGAGGAGACCCCUGGCCACAUGCGCUGUUCUUCCCGCAGGUGGACGACGCCUCCCAGAGGAGGAUGGAGGGAUCGAAUCGGUCCACGGCCACAGAUUUCAUUCUCGCGGGGCUCUUCAGCCACACGGGGCCACACCUGGCCCUGUUCUCCCUGGUGGCCGCCACGUUCGGCGUGGGCCUGCUGGGCAACGGCGUCCUGCUCUUCUUGAUCGGCACGCAGCCCAAGCUGCACACGCCCAUGUACCUCCUGCUCAGCCAGCUGUCCCUGCUGGACGCUGGGUUCCUGCUGGUCACCAUCCCCAAGAUGGCAGCCGACUUCCUGCAGGGCGGGGGCUCCAUCUCCCUGGGGGGGUGCGCGGCUCAGAUGUUCUUCCUGAUGCUGAUGGGCGUCUCCGAAGUCGUCCUGCUGUCCCUCAUGUCCUACGACCGCUACGUGGCCGUGUGCCGCCCGCUGCGCUACGCCGUGCUCAUGAGGCGCCAGGUCUGCCUGCUCAUGGCGGCCGCGUCCUGGCUCUCGGGCGCGCUGGUGGCCUGCGCCCAGACGGCCGCCACCCUGCACUUCCCCUACUGCGCCUCGCGCGCCGUGGACCACUUCUUCUGCGAGGUGCCGGCCCUCCUCAGGCUGUCCUGCGCGGACACCUCAGCCUACGAGCGGGCGCUGUCCGCCUCCGGGGUGCUGAUUUUGCUGGUGCCCAGCUCGCUCAUCGCGGCCUCCUACGGGCGCGUGCUGGCGGCCGUGGUUCACAUGCGCUCGGCCGAGGCCCGGCACAAAGCCUUCGCCACGUGCUCCUCCCACCUCGCCGCGGUGGGGCUCUUCUACGGGGCCGCCGUGUUCGUGUACAUGGUGCCGGGCCCCUACCACAGCCCGCGGCGGGACAACGUGGCCUCUCUCUUCUACAGCCUCGUCACCCCCACGCUCAACCCCCUCAUCUACAGCCUGAGGAACAGGGAGGUCCGGGCCGCUCUGGCCAGGGUCCUCGGCGGACGCGGCUUCGGGUCAAAGGCCUGACCUCUUGGCCGCUAAAUUCUUUCAACUGCAGGAGAAAGAAAAUAACGCCAGUCUCACACAGAUUCGUGAAGGCAAGACAGAAACACUUGCUGGCUCGUUCGAUAAAGCCAGAGAGACCCUGAUAGCGAAACCCAACGAGGAUUUUAGAAGAGGAUAAAAUUAGAGACCCGCAUUCCUCAUCAACACAGCCGUAAAAAAAAACCCUGCAGAAAAAUAGUAGUGAAAUGUCCCAUCGUGCAUAAGAAAGAUCAUCAUGACCAAGCGAGGUUUACUUCAAGAGUACAAGCGGGAUUUGCCAUUUGGUAUUUGAAAAGUCUAUUAGUAUAACGCAGGAUAGUGGCAGAAGGAAAGAGAGAAGCAAGAGGUUAUCUCAGUAGACACUGGGAAAGCAUUUGACAACGUUCAAUACCCAGCAAUCGUAAAAUAAUAAAAAAAAAAACUCAACAAACUACACGCAGAAGGAAAAUUCUUCAAUAUAAUAAAUAAUACAUACAAAAAAACAUACAUCUAACAUCAAACGUAAUGGUGAAAGACUGAAUUCUUCCCCCUCUAAGACUGGGGAGAAGACAAGAAUGCCUGCUCUCAUCAUUUAUAUUUAACAUUGCACGGGAGGUUCUAACCAGUAGAUAAGAAAAAGAAAUAAAGCCAUAAAGAUUUCUUCAAACUGUCCUCUUUCGGGCAACCUGAUUGUGUACAUAGAAACUCAAAAAAAUCUACAAACUACUAGAACUAAUAAAUGAAUAUAGCAAAUGUAGGGGACAAGUUCAAUCUAUUAAAAAUCAAUUAUACUCCCACGUGCUAUCA
Microcebus murinus (gray mouse lemur) is the source of this 3110-nucleotide messenger RNA. The record is from RefSeq and is a predicted model, not a curated record. Lineage: Eukaryota; Metazoa; Chordata; Mammalia; Primates; Cheirogaleidae.